CUUUUGGCCAGAGCUGACGAAUUUCCUCCUCUCGCCUUUGAGCCCGGCCAAAAACAAUAAUCAAACGGGCAGCAGAAACGUUCAAAAAAGUUGGCGGUUGUGUGGUGAAGUGACUAUGAAUUGAUCAAAUCCAUCAAUAUACCAGUAUAGUAUAGUAUAGAAAGGGGUAAAUCAUAUUUAUUCGCUAAUUAGCGUCUAUCGAGUUACUUAUUUGUUUUGAUUUGCCAAUUUUUUUGUACUCCUUUUUGUUUUUGUGCAAUUGGUAAUUUACAAUAUGCUGUACAGCGGUGAAUUAUAAAAAUUCAACAACAGCAGCAGCAGCAACAAAUAAUAAUAUUAAUAAAACAAAGCGAAGCGAGAGAAACAACAAAUUCGAAUAUGCAAAUUAAAUAAUUUUGUUUAUGGUGCAGUCGAAAGAAUUCCGAAAAUAAAGUGCAAAAAAGUAAAACAACAAAAUAUUUUAUUUGAAAAUUUUAACCUGUUCUGAUAGCGGCUGGAUCCGACGAUUGAGAAACCUCUGCCAAUCGUACACACAUGUUUUCGGGUUCGUUGAUUGGCGGCCAGAACGCCGCGUCAUGUUGUUGCUGCCAGCGGAAAUAUGUCCAGCAGCAACGACAACAACAAUGAACAACAACACUAACAAAAGUUGCCCAACGAAAAGUAAUUUGCGAAAAUCAUAAAAAAGUAGCGUAAAUAACUCCCGGCUCUGCCAGCGACCCAAGUGGAGCAAAAAGCACAAAGGCCAAGCGCGAAAAUAGCCAGAAAAUUGCUGGAAAGCUUUUGGUUCACACCGAAACAAGAAACCCCAGAAACGAAAUAAUAAUAACAUUCAAGAACGACAACUCUAGGAACAAGCCGAGCGAAAAUAAAAACACAAACAAGAACAGCAAGUGUCGCCGUUUUCUUAUGCACAAAAACCAUUCUGUGAUAUCUCAAGACCCAAAGAUGGCAUCGUUAACCUUGCACUUGAUAGUGAUAGCUCUGCUGGCGUCGACGGCGCUGUCAACGGCGACGACACCAACAGCAACAGCAGCAGCAACUGCGACGCCGGCAGCGACGCGACAGCGCGGCCGCGGCUUGGUCGUCUUCCAGGGGGCGGGGGGCGUGCCGGUAUCCACAACCAGCACGGAGGCGCCAACGCUGAGGGCGCCACGUCAGCGUCGUCCGCCCACGACGCAGUCGAUCGAUUUAACGGUGACGGUGACCCCGAUUCGCAGUCGCGGCCGCAGUGGCAGCGCAGCGACGCCUCUGCCGCCGCUCACAGCAGCAGCAGCAGCAACAACAACAAGCGGUAGGCUUUUGCAGCGGCGGCGCAGCACAGCAGCAACAACAACAACAACGGGAGCUCCUGCUUCAGCCGGCAGAUCUUCGAGGGAUCGGGGCAGUGUGCGAGGUCCCAGACAACCGCGUGAUACCCCGGACUUAAGUGGCGAGUCGAGUAUACGACGCAGCUGGCAGUCCGCGCCACCCACCGCUGUUCCCUACCACGCCCACUCGCCCACAUCCAGCCCCAGUUCCAGUGACAGCGCCGGCUCCACUUCCAGCACCACUUCCAGUCGCGGCGCACUGAAAACGCCCCGAAUGAUUCAGCGACUGGUGGCCGGUCACAUCCAGAAUGCCCAGGGGCAUUCCACCUACGAGGUGUCGGCGGUGAGUGCCAACAGCUCCUUCUCCACUUUCGGUCCUUCCACGACGGAAAGGACCAGUACCUCAACAUCCACGACAACCACAACGACGAAGCCAACUCCUUUGAGGAGCAAGGCGAGCAGCAGCUACCGUCUGGCCAAGCCAUCGAUUAGGCCGAGAUUAACCAGCACAGUAGCCACGACGAGAUUUAGUAAUCCGCCGAGCAUCUCGAGAUCCACAACUCCGCUGCCUCCACCCAGAUUCAAUACCCCGAGUUCCUACAAGGAACGGGAAUCCGACGAUGAUGAGGCUCUGCUCAACGAGCCCGACGACUUCGACAACUGGGACAAUGGCAUCCUGCGGCUGAGCGCUGGAUCGGGCAAGGAAGCCGAUGCUCCGGCCAAGAAACCAGCCAAGGAGGACCAGAAGAAAACGCUGGCCGACCAGGUGAGGGAUGGCAAGUAUGGGCUGAUCGAAAAGGAGCUCUUCCGCCGCAUUCCCAAGCGACCAGGAGUGCUGAGCUAUGCUCGCAACUCGGAGGUGCCGCUGGACAACGAGCGGAACUACGGUGGACUGAACGAGGAGGACAUCUGGCUGGCCGAGGAUCACCUGCUGGUGAUCAAGGGUGGCUCUCUCAACGAGGAGGCGGAGGACAAUCAGCAGGGCCCGUGGCCGGCCAUCGAUGACUAUGAUGCACCCGGGAGACAGAUUAAGUUGCCAGCAAAUCCGGCGGUGCCGCCUCCAUUUCCCGUGCAGCUCGAACCGAACGGGCCGCUGCAGCUUAUCCGAGAUAAUCAACUCGAGAUCCUCCGUCCGGCGGCUGGCAAUGCAACGCUAUCCGCUAAGGGAGCCAACUACCAGGGCCACCAAGGCGCCGCCGCUGAAAAUCUCGCAUCGCAUCCUGUUGCCCGGACGGGAGCGACUGCAGCAUCUCCGGCAGCUAAGUCCGCGGAUGCCGCCGGUCCGGAUACCGGUCCGGCCUACGUCUAUCCGGCGCCCUAUGCCCCUUGGCUGCUCUACCCCUCUAACGACUCGGUGGCGUCCAAGGGCCUGCUGAGGACUCCGCCGCUCCUGGGACCCUGGCUGAUCAACGGACUGAAUGGCAAUGGUUCGCUGAUCGGGGAUUCCCCACUUCCAGGCAAUGUCAGCGAUUUCGACGAGGAUGAUCCCUCGCUCUACUAUCCGCCAGCCUAUACGUUCGUGUACAGGAGCAACUACUCGAAUCCUGUGCCACCAGGUCCGCUGGUGCCGGGCAUAGUCCUACCACCGCCGCCGGAUCACUUCAGCCGACUCGAGGGCGGUGUCUCGACGAGAAGACCCCCGACCACGACCAGCAGCACCACGAGUAGUACGACCAGCAGUACCACGACCAGUACCACCACCACCACCACUUCCAGACCUCCAGUGCACUUGCCCGCCAUCCGAACGUCGUAUAAGCCCAAGUACAAUGGAAUCACCUACCUGCCACCGCCGCCCAGACACAGCUCACCCAAAUAUGUAGAAAGAGUGCCCGUGCCGGUGGCCGUGCCCAUUCCGAUCUAUCCAGUCAACUACACACCGCGACCCCAGCUGGUCUUUGUGCCCAGCUCCACGGAGGGCUCUCGCCAGGAUCAGUCACUCGAUCCGCCGCUUUCCAAGUCCAAUCCCAUCUACUACGAGUAUUUCGAGGCCAAGCGGCAACCGGGCUCAAUCAAAUCGAAUGCCAUCGACGACUUUCUGGCCACCAAACCGCCCAAGCGGCACCAUCACAGCAAUAAUCUCCACCAGCGUGAGCAUCUGCAGCACUACAAGGCGUCGCCAAGUCCAGCCAACGAUGUGGCCCCCGAGGUGGUCAACAUUACGCCCAAGCCCAGGACUGCCCAGCUGCAGCUACACGCGGAGUACGAGGCAUCACUGGGCCAGCUUCUUAGAAGCAACCUUAUUUCGCCAACAGGAGGAGCAAAUCCGGGGCGAUUCCAGGCCCCCGACUUCGACAAGCAGCCCUUCCUGCCCAUGGUGAACUACAGUGCGGAUGAGCACGAUCAGAACGCCUUCAAGGCGAUAGUUUACCAGCCUCCUGGCCAGCGACAGCGUCAUUUGCGGGUCGGCAAACAGCAGCUCCAGUUGGAUCCCAAUCUGGAUGCCACUCAGCCGGAUUCCUACCUACCGGGUCGCCACUUCCGCGUGGGCAAACAGCACCAGCAGCAGCCCAUCUAUGAGCCGCAGAUCUACAGCACGCCGAUACCGCAAUUUGUGGAGGAUCAGCAACAAUUGAGGCCCCCGUCUCCUGUCCAGUCCAAUCCGCUGCAGUUUUGGCAACGACCUCCGCCGCAGUUCAAGAGGGUGCGUCCGAGCAGCAAACAGGGACACCUUGCCCAUUCCCAUCCGCAUCCUCACUAUCCGCCGUACUAUGUGCCUGGGUAUCCGAGUGCUCCGGCGGCAGAACCCCUAUACCGUCUGGUGCCCGUGGCCCAGCACAAGCACUGGAGGAACAAGCAGCCGCAGGUGCAGCAGGUGCAAUCGCAGCCCAUCCAGGUGCAGGCCCAGAAUCAGGGCUAUCCCGAUCGGAGCGUGAAUAUCGGUCACAGUCUCGCCGGCGAUAUCCUGGUCAACUACAACACGAACAACCAGUUCAAUCCGCAGGCGGAACUGGUGCCCCAGGCCCAGUUGGCGGCACCGCCUCCUCCGCUUUCCUAUCAGGCCCAAAGUGGCCAGCCCUUGUGGUCCGAAAGGGAACGGGAACGGGAUCGCGACAGGGAGCGAUCGGUGAGGCAGUCAAGGGAACAGCAGCAGCAGCAGCAGUAAUAAUAUACGCACUAUAUCAUAAUCUGAGUAAUCAUGUCGAUAACGAUGGUUCUAUGUCAUUGAUAAACGUAGUGUCAAAAUGUGAUCUAUACGGAGGCCAAGCCGAACCCCCUAUCGAAUCCCAGCCUAGACAAUACGAGAUGGAAGUCGACCAUUUUUUAUAGAGAAAUCCUUUCUGUGUAUACCAUUUCAUUACGGUCUUUGGAUUCCAUACACCCAAAUCUUUUAAUAUGGUCUCACGUUUGUUCUUUCAACAUUUCUAUAUUUUCUACAUUAUAUUUCGAGCUUUUCUGAAUACAGAAUAUUUCUUGUACUACAAAGCUUUUUAAAAAAAUUAAAUUUUUUCUGAUUAACCGAAUAAGUCCAUUAAUCCACGUUCUUCGCCACCACUAACAAAUAGUUACGUUAUGUAGAGCUGGUCAUAUAAGAAAUAAACCCCGAUUUGGUCCUGCUGCUCACCUCUCGAUGGCGAUCAACUAUCGAUAUGCAGAUACAUAUAUAUCGCCAAUCGCUGACAGAGUUAAUAUAUAUUUAUACCACAUUUAAGUACCUACAUAUAUCCCUAUGCGGUAAAUAUAUAUAUUCGAAAACCUAUGUAAAUAAAAAAACGAGUGUAGGCGCUACGGACACCACUUAGUCUUAGGGGCAGUAAAAUACAUAAAUACUUUAUCGAUAUCGAUAGAAACGAAGGAUCCGUCGUUUAGCCUUAGCUAUAUGUUUUAUCCUGCACACACACUAUAUGUAUUAUUUUUUUCUAUUUAUUGUAAUCUGUUUUUGAAUGUUUUCCAAAAUCAUUGCAAAACUUUGUAUAAAAGCCAUAACAACUAAGGUCACUAUAAGUUAAAAUCACGCUAUGCAACUAAUGAACACACUAUGCGUUAAUUAAACAUUUAGUUUGUAUACCAUACAUAAAAAAUAUAUCUUUUUUUUUGAUUAAUGUAAACGAAUAAAAUAAUUUGUAGACAAAAAU
Molecule: messenger RNA, 5380 nt
Organism: Drosophila mauritiana
Lineage: Eukaryota; Metazoa; Arthropoda; Insecta; Diptera; Drosophilidae
Exons: 6
Coding region: 907-4410 (1167 amino acids)
Source: RefSeq, a predicted model, not a curated record